UUAUAUGUGAAAGUUGAAAAAUGGCUAACGCUGGAACAGCUACACCAAUGGAAAUUGAUGAAUUUAUAAACGGAGCUUUGGUUACAUGGUUGGAAUCAUGUUUGUCGCGUCCAGAAUUACUCACCGGUUAUUCGUCCUUGUUAGAUGGUAACAUUAUACACAGUGUGUGGCUACAAAUAGACCCGGAACCACAAAAUCAUCCAACAGACAUUCGCGAUCUAGUUGGGGUUUCGUUAUGCAUAGCACGAUCGAAGAACUUUGAAUGCAUUGCACGCAACUUGAAAUCUCUUUUCGAGGAAGAGCUCGAGCACACCAUACUCGUGCUUCCCGAUGUCUACAUACUAGGCUACCAUCCAGAAUCCAAACAGGGCCUAGAGCAAAUGAAGAUUAUGCUAACAUUAUUAUUGGGUGCUGCAGUGCAGUGUCCUAAUCGUGAAAUUUUUAUUGGGCGCAUAAAAAUGCUAGACGUUGAAACACAACAUGCUAUUGUAGGAUUGAUUAAGCAAGUGACUGAGGACCAAAGUCUUGUGCUUACAAAGGAAUCUGUAAAUUUGCUCACACCCGCCAACAUGUAUAAUCAUAUACUGCGCUUGACAAAGGAACGUGAUAAUAUGUACUUGCGUUGGAUUGCAUCUAUGUGCACGGAAUCUGAUUUAAAUAUGUCGGCGUGUGGUGAGAGCACAAUGAGUAAUCCACUAUCACCGUUAUCUGGCGCGCUUACGACAUCUUGUCCAUCAUCUGCCAAUUCUGAAAAUAAUCACAUGGCAGUAGAACUAGCUGAUUUGAAAUCGAGAAUUCGCAAAUUACGACAAGAACUAGAGGAGAAGGCUGAAAACCAACUCGAAUUGCGUGAAGAAUUAGAGCAUAAAAAUGCUCAGUACGAAAAACUGCGCGCAGAGAGUCAAGAAUGGUAUGCUGAGGCAAAACGUGCAUACGCUUACCGUGAUGAAGUGGAUGUUCUAAGAGAACGUGCCGAGCGUGCUGAUCGUUUGGAAAUUGAAGUGCAAAAAUUUCGCGAAAAACUAACAGACGCCGAUUUUUAUAAGACACGUGUAGAAGAAUUACGGGAAGACAAUCGAAUGCUGUUGGAAACAAAAGAAAUGUUGGAAGACCAGCUACAACGGGCAAGGAAACGUUCUGAACAUGUCAUGACACUAGAAUCGGAGAUUAUAAAAUACAAGCAAAAGUUAAACGAUAUGGCAUUAGAACGAGAUGUUGACCGUUCGAAGAUGGAAGAAUUGUUGGAAGAAAACACCCAGUUGCAACUAGUCGCGAAAAACCUAAACAGCACACAAAGACUUGACAGCACUUUUUCGGAUAAUGAGGAUGAAUGCAACUCUGGCGAUAACAGUUUAUCAGAACAACUAACCAACGAUGCGCAGACAAGAAUUUUAAAAUUGGAAUUGAAAAAUAAGCAACUUGCUGCUGCGUUGGAUCAGCUAAAGGAGAACUCCUUUCACGAGUCUACCAACAAAAUACUAGAACUAGAGAAGGACAAGAAGAAGUUAUCUUUAAAACUUGAACAAAUGCAAGAAAAUAUCCAACGCCUAACGCAACAAAACUCCGCAUUAGAAGAUGUCUUUAAAAGCGCUUUGGAAGAGAAUAAAAAGCUGCAGGACACAAUGGAUGAUCGGAAAAAAUCGUAUGAACGUCAAAGUCAAGAACGUGAAUUGGAACGUAAUAAGUUAAUGGACUUAGAUCAGCAUGUAGAAACGUUGAACAAAGAGAAACAACGUCUGCAAACUCUAAACGAAAGCAUACAGCGUCGUGCUGAUGAUUUGGAUCGUUUGCUUGACUCACGUACAAAGGAAAUCCAACAGCUGAAGGAGCGCUCUCAGGAAGUGAGUAAGGUUAAAGAAAAGGUGUACGAUUUGGAGGCAAAGCUAUGUGCAUGGGAGCGUGAGAAUAACAGCCUUUUGAAGGAGGUCACCAAGUUGAAAGAAAAUAGCGAAGAAAAAUCAGUGCAACUUGAUGAGUCGACAGCAAAGCUGGAUGCAAAGAUGAAAGAGAUUGAUCGUCUCACAAAGGAAUUGGCGGAGAUAGAGCUGACACAACAAAAAGUCGCAGAGCUUGAAAAGCAAAACCAGGAAUUAGUUUCACAGCGCGACAUUGACUACGAAACGAUAGCAACACUUCGAAAUGAUUUAGUUUCUGGUACAUUGGCCACCAACAAGGUGCGUCAGAACUUGGAAAAACUCGGAUUAACCGCUAGUAGUCAAGCCGAUAGUAAUGCCGACUUGAAUGUGGAAACUGUCGUCGAAAAAUUGGUACGAAAUCCCGAAACAUUCAAAACUGUGCGCGAAAUUAUGUUAAAUGUUUCGAAGGAACAACGUAAAAGCGAAAAUGCCAAGUCAGAUAUGUGCGUGCUAUGCCAUCGCAAAGAGAUCUACACGGUGGAGAAGAAUAUUGAAUUAUCACCCAGUAAUGAACCACAGGAGCUAAGUUUCGAACACAAAGUUAUUCUAAGCUCACCGAAAAAUCAACAACAGGAUCGGAUGGAAAUAAGGAGGCUAGUGGAGAGCCACAAUGAGUUGAGUACACGUUAUGCGGCGCAACAUUCUGUCAAUAUUCAAUUAGAAGCAGAAAAGGCACGACUCGAUGUAGAUGUGGUAACGCUAGGCUCACAGAUAUCAUCUCUCAACACUCAAUUGGUCGCACUACAAGUGGCCAACACACAACUUGCCUCCGACAAGGAUCAUUUGUUGAAGCAAAGCGAGUCGGUUAAGCAAGAAAAUAAGAAUAUACAACACGACUUGAUGGCUUUGCGAACUUUGCACGAUCAGCUUUCAGCUGAAUAUGAAUCACUUGCAUCUGGCAAAGAACAGCUGAAGUUGCUGUUACGCGAUUCACGCAAUGAGGCACGUGAGCUACGCGAGCACAUUUCGAAUUUAGAAAAGCGAAUUGUUGAUUUGACCAAGGAGAAUUCAACAAUGAAGACCUAUGAAGAUGACCUGGCUAUACUGCGCACAGAGCAUUCAAAGCUGACUGACGAUUUUCGAAAUUUGUUUCGCUUCAAGAAUGAGUACAAAAACAUACAGGAGCAAUAUAAAAUGAUACGUUCCGAUAAUAGCAAACUGAAGAAACAGAAUACCGAAUUGUUGCGAGAGUUGGAUGUGAAGUGCGACCAAAUAAAAACCAUGGAAAAUGACGCUGCUUACUACGCUCAACAGUGUGAAAUAUUGCUGCAAACGAAUGCGCAUCUGGAUACAGAUCGUAAAACUUUGAUGGAUAAUGUAUCACAGUUACUAUCUCAGUAUCACGAGUUGCUUUCACAUUCUUUGGAGGAUAAACAGCAUUUUCGCGAAGAGGAGAAGAGUUACACAGAGCGCUUACACAACCUAAGUCGCCAGAAAGAGAAGUUGGAGGAGAAAAUUAUGGAACAUUAUAAGAAACCCGAAACUGUUAUACCAAAAAAGAAGCCUUUUGCGAGUAGCAUUGUGCGGCGCGUAAAGAAAGCGGGCUCAGAUUUCAUAAAUAAGGUACCAACAAGUCGGAAUCGCCGUUCAUGGGUGGAUGAUUCACGUCUAACGCAAUCGCAAUUUAUGAUUGGCUCUGAAUCUGGUGGCAACGACUCAGAUAAUAGCGCAGAGGAACCAAUGUCUAUUGCAUCGGAUACACAUUUACUCCAACGAAAUGUGCCAAUCCGUCAAAGUUUGCAACGUGAGCUAAUGGAUAAUACACUUUCACGUGGCGGUGUGCGGAGUAGUUUGCAAGCACAAAAGCGUACGGAUUUGAAUAAUUCUCGUAGAAAUAGCGUGCACGGUCUUGAAGCGCCAGAUGUGACGGGUAGCAGCUUGACACUGGGUACAGCCGGUUCCCGACGCACAGUUUAUUUAAUUGAUGAAAACCAAAAAAUACCCGAAACAUCAAAUAGCAAUAGUAGUGAUGUAAGCAUAGGUGGACGACUGUCGACAUCGCAUUCACCCUUGAAUUCAAGCGCUUGCUCAUCAUCGACCACCUUAGGUGCAAGUGGCGCAUGCAUGGGCGCCGAUAUAGGAGUUGGUGUUGCUGAACCGCAGACACCUACAAAUGCGACACCAGUACCAACGAUAAACGAAAAUCCAACAACAUUCCUUAUGUAUAAUCGCAUUAAUACGACGAUUGGUAGUAGUGCUGGUACUGAGGGCAGCAUAGCCGACGGUACAUGUCGUGAGCCAACAUUAACGCCAAACAAUAAUUCUACACCAGUGUCUGCGGCGUCAGCAACAGCGCAGCAGGAUGAUAAAUUGCAGCGAAAACGCACAGAAGAUAAAAGUAAUAGUAUUUGGUAUGAAUAUGGAUGUGUUUAGACAAUAGCAAUUUAAUAAUAGUUAGCUGUAAAUGCAUGUACGCUAAUAAGUUUUUUAUGAGUUAAGUGUAUCGGCGAUAUACUAAAUAGACUUAUGAUCUACAUAUAUUGUGCCUUCUGUUUCUUUUUGACUUUUUUGAAGCACAAAAGUUGCUUAAUGCAAUAACACCUACUGUCAUCAAAAUAUAUGCCCCAACUCGAAUAUUUAAUCAUUUAAAAUUGUUUAAAUGAAUUUGCACAUACUCCCCUAUUGUAAUUUUUUUUACAUGUCAUGAAAGCCUCAUUAAAUUUAAUAAUUAAUCAGUAUGAUUUUAAUAUAUAUCUUUACUAUUUUACUUAUUGCCCUGCCUUUUAAGCGAGAGUAUUAAAUUUUUGUAAAUGAUCGAAUUUUAUUUAAGUUUACAUUGAAUUUCAUAGGCACGGCACAUUUCACUCAUCUAAGCUGAGCUGAAUCUCUCCAAAUUAAAUUCAUUUGGGUAUUCUCAUUUCCCCAUUUGAUUCAUACCAUAUUCAAUGAAUUUAGAUGUACGAAAUUGUCAUUAUAUCUACCCAAAUACGGUCCCGCAUAAAAUUGUUGGCACAGAGAAAUCCUCACAAUAUACAUAUGCAAAAUUGUUUGCUUUUUAAUUUUUAAGCGUUUUUUUAUAAAAAUAUAGUUUAUACUACUACAACAAUAAAAUAAAUUUAUAAACUUUGUGAAUAACUUAGAAAAAUUCAAAAAAUUAGCAACUUUCUAAUACCAUUUUUUAGAAAAAUUUGGAAAAAGCAAUUUUGUUGCCCAUUAAAUUUUAAAAUAUAAAGGGCAAGUUUAUAGUUGCUAAAAACCGCGUUUAAUUUCAUGAGUUUUGCGCAAAGUUAAGUUUUUUGAAGAAAUGUUUUUUGUUGAAGUAUUAACUAUAUUUUUAUCAAGUUUCCGCGAAAAAAAAUUUAAAGCCAAAAAUUUUACAAUAAUUUUAUGCGGGACUGAACAUAUGUAUUAUUCCUUCGAAUAUAAAUAAUUAUAAUUUUCCAAAACAUGUAUAUUUCCCAUUUCUUAUUAUAAACAUACACAUAUAGAGAAAACUUAAGCUGUGACACAAUUAUUUUAUAACUACUACAUACCGUCACUAGACACGAAGCUCAAAAGUUGACCGCGAAAAAGACGCGUAAAAACACUUCAGCGAAGAUAGACUCUUAACAUAGUUGACGGAGAAGAAAGACGCGUUACAAUAUUUGACGGCGAAGAAAGACCCGUAAACUUGGUCCUGUUCGAGGCACGUAAUAAAAGCGGCAUUACUACUGCACUGAUGAAAAUUUGCAACACUGUUGCAACUGCCCAACUGACAAUACGUUGCUAGAAAUUCAGACCGAACGUGAUACUUUAAUAAUUCGCGCUACACUGCGGUUGUGAUUGCAACUCGAACAAGCCCCUUAUUUUCGCGGUCGACUAUGUGUAUGUAACAGUAUGUAAAUUCUCCAAAGAGUUUUUGUGGAAUGAUUCUGAAACGACAGUCCUUGGCCAGUAGCUCGUUUCUGUAACUCUUCUCUACCGAUUAUUUCUCUAGUGAUAGAGAAUAUACAUCAUUCUCUACUACUCAUUAGCAGUAGAGAACAGGGCAGCGAAUUUAUAUCUCAAUUCGCCUUGGUAGAGAAUUGUUACAGAAAUGAGCUACAGGUAUACAUCUGUGUUAACGCGUCCUUCUUCGCCGUCAACUAGGUUUUACGUCUUUCUUCGGCGAAGUUUUCUUUAAGGGUCUUUGUUCGCCGUCAAAACACUAGCGCGCCUUUAUUCGUGUGUAGUGACGAUACAUUGAUUGUCAAUAUUUUAUUUGCAUUGUUUCUUAAAAACUACGCACAUGAAGUUUCUUUACUGCAUAAACAACAUAGAAUUUGAAAAGCAUUACAAAAUAAUAAUAAUUAUACAAAUAAAUUACAACUAUUUUAAAGCUAUUCCAAACGUACGCUACAACGAAAGAACUACAUAGCGUUAGGCUACCUUAACAUUUAAGUGAUUAGUUAGACAACAUAAAAUGAUUUCGUAAGUAUAAAUGCAUACAUUUCUUAGUUUAUACAUAGAAAAAGCAUAACAUUUACAUAAUACUACAAAAUACAUUAUAUAUUGUAAUCGUUCAAAAUACCAUAUUUGCCUUCAUCUAAUAUAAUAGACACAGACAUGACGAGUAUUAAGUACAUACUUACAUAAAUGAAAAAUUAUAAACUAUAAUUGUCUACAUUAAUGUGAUCGAGGCUAUGGUCACUAUUCGCUUUGGCAAAUUAAAAGCAGUUUCUCACAAUUAAAUUCAAAAAUAUUUUUUAGUUAAAAUGGCUAUUAAUAUUAUAUACAUGCUAUAUAUGUUAAAUGUUUUAUAUACACAUAUAUUUUUAUAUGCAUUUAUCUUUUAUAAAUCUCCUUUUUAAUUUAGUGCAAACUUUACAUACAUCGUAAGUUCACAACUAAUGAAUAAAUAUUACUUCCAAUUGAAACUUUUAAAUCA
Molecule: messenger RNA, 6762 nt
Organism: Rhagoletis pomonella (apple maggot)
Lineage: Eukaryota; Metazoa; Arthropoda; Insecta; Diptera; Tephritidae
Gene: Girdin
Product: girdin
Exons: 13
Coding region: 21-4289 (1422 amino acids)
Biological process (GO): cytoskeleton-dependent intracellular transport; cytoplasmic microtubule organization
Cellular component (GO): cytoplasm; centrosome
Molecular function (GO): dynein light intermediate chain binding; microtubule binding
Source: RefSeq, a predicted model, not a curated record